AUGCUGACGGAGGGUUGGGUGAAACAGUACAUCAACACCGUCGUCAGCUUUUAUCACCACAACCUCUCUUGGGAGAUAUUUGUUUCUUUACGUUUUUUUGAUUUCAUUGACUUCUCCUGGAUUUCUACGGACUUUAUACUAGGAGAACAGACGGAGCCAUCUGCGGAGUCCACUGCAGUCCAGUGCAUGUCUGAAAGCAGCUUGUGUCAGGCUGCUCAGCCAGCAAACAUCUCCUGUCCCUCCAGCAGAGGCAGGGACAUUGAUCUGAGAGCACAUCAUCGUAUCCAUCGGCUGCACAACGGCACUACUCGCCGUGCUGCCGCCAUAGAAACCCCGUCGCUGCCACUUCAAAACAUCCCCAACCCGAGCCAGGCCCCGCGAACAUCCUCGGACUCACCUGUGUCUCCGUUCGCGUCAGUGUGUACCGUCUCCGGGUUCACGGAAAAUCUAUCGCCUGGGUGUAAACAGUUCCUGUACAUGGGCACGCUGCCUCGAGGGCUUGGGCAGCAGUCGUUCAAAAAUAUUUGCCAGUUCUAUGAGGGAAAACCACGAUUUGUGACUCAAUACACCUUCAGCCACAUCCCUGUUUAUUCUGCGUACACCUUCAAGCACUCGGAUGGCUUCAAGAAGGCUGACGUGCUUUGGAUGUAUGAGCAACAGCUUUCCACAGUGUCUGGCUGAAGAGAGAUGCAGCAGCUGCCUUAAGAAAAUGCUCCAAAAUCUUUAGAAGCUUCACAGGCUGUCCUCGAUGACUACGCUGAGUCUGUGAUCUUCGAGCGUGGACAACUCAAUCCAGAUGAGCACCAGGCCCAUCCUGAUGACAAAGCAGCCACCUACACUCUGAUAAACGUGGUUCCUCAGGUAGAAGAGUUCCACAUGGGCCCCUGGAAAAAGCAUGAGCACAUCAUCCGCAGGCGGCUCAACAACUACUGCAGAAGCACCGCCUAUAUGGUCACCGGGGUCACCACCUCAGGUCACACAAUACGCCGCCAGAACAUCAAACGCCUGGGCAUCCCCAGCUAUUUCUGGUAA
Pleuronectes platessa (European plaice) is the source of this 1032-nucleotide messenger RNA. RefSeq lists its product as uncharacterized. Gene Ontology annotation, molecular function: nucleic acid binding; metal ion binding; hydrolase activity. Lineage: Eukaryota; Metazoa; Chordata; Actinopteri; Pleuronectiformes; Pleuronectidae. The record is from RefSeq and is a predicted model, not a curated record. The transcript is spliced from 5 exons.